Messenger RNA from Plasmodium gallinaceum, 4248 nucleotides. Its product is annotated as conserved Plasmodium protein, unknown function. The coding region runs from base 1 to 4248 and encodes 1415 amino acids. The transcript has a single exon. The record is from RefSeq and is a predicted model, not a curated record. Lineage: Eukaryota; Apicomplexa; Aconoidasida; Haemosporida; Plasmodiidae.
AUGAAUUCAAAAACACUUGAAAUUUUAAACUUGUUAGAUGAAAAAUCAUUUAAGCAGAGUGAAAAAUUAAUUAAUGUUGGAUUAAAAAGUAAAAAAAAUGAAAAGAUAUAUUUACUUUUAAGAUGUUUACUACAUUCUUAUGUUAAUGAGAUUGAGGAAUGCAAACAAAUUUUAGAUGAAGUGGACAUAGAUAUUCUUGAUGAAAAUGUAUUUUUUAUUUUAGUUAAUAUUUAUACAAAUUUAAAUAAUGGGGAUAAAUUAAUUAAUUUAUAUGAAAAAAAAUUAAAAACAUUAGAAGAAAAUAAUAAGAAUAACACAAAAUUUGUAAAUAAAACAAAAUUAGAUAUAGAAAAGAUUUUAAAAAAUUUAUUUGAAUUUUGCCUUAAUAUAAGUUUUUUUAAGAAAGGCAGUAACAUAUCAUUAAAAUUAUAUAAAAACACCAAUGAAUCAAAAUACAUAUUUUAUAACACAUAUUUACUGUAUUUGAAUAAUUCUAAUAAUAAUAUUCAGGUUUAUAAUUUAUGCUUAAAUUUUUUAAAAAAUUAUAAAUAUUUAAAUAAUGGGAAAAUAACUGAAAGUUUUUCUUUUUUUUUGAUAUUCUUUUUUUUAAACAUAAAAUUGAGAAAUUAUAAUGAAUGUAUAGAAAUAAAUGAAUAUGCAAAAGCAAAUAAUUUUUUUUUACAUCCAUUACAGUAUAACAUUUAUAAAUUAUACAUAUAUUUUAUUUUUAAUAAAUUAAAAGAAUACAUAAAUAUAUUAAUUCAUUUAAUUAAAGAAAUACCAGAAAAUACUGAUUAUUAUAUUUUAUAUAUGGAUACCAUCAUAUAUUUAUUAAAUAAAAAUUCCCUUAAUGAUUUAGUGGAUGUUUUUAAAUAUUACAAAAACGAUUUAAUGUAUUUAGAAUUUUUUCAAAAGUGUCUUAUAAAUUAUUUUACAACAAAAAAUAAAGCAUUUCCAAAAAAUAUUUAUGAUUUUUGGAAUUGUUUUUUAGAACCCAAUAAUUCACAAGACUUUUUUAAAGAAAUGAUAAAAUACGUAAUUUUAUUAUAUGAAGAAAAUAAAGGAAAAAAUUCAUUUGAGGAUAUAAUAAGUAAAAUAGAAUUAGAUAUUGAAUAUUACAAAAACGAUAUUAUGAAUAUAUAUACGAAAUGUGAUGUUAGAGUAUAUUUAUACAUGUUUUUUUUAUUUUUAUUAAAGGAAAGCAAAAAUUAUAAUUUAUUUUAUUCCAUCAAAAACCAUUUGAGUUUUUUCAGAGAUGAUAUGAUAAUAAUUUUGGUAGUUUUUAUAAAAAUGGUUUUGAAAAUGUUAUACCCAUCUAUUAAAAAUGAGUUAAAGAAUUUAAAACAUUUAAAUAAGAACGAAAAGGAAAUAAGAAAAAACAUAAAAAAAAAAAUUUUUCAAUACUACAAGCAAAUAUAUAAUUUUGAAAAAUUAUUAUAUUUAUUAAAUAAAAAAGAUAUUGUUGAUUCAUUCAAUCGAUUUUUUAAUGUUUUUGUGCAAAUCACUAAUAAUAUGAAUGUGAGAGAUGAUAAUGUAGUUAUACUUUUGGUUGAAAUGGCUUUAUAUUUAGAUAAAAAUAAUAUAUGUAAAAAUGUGGAUAGAUGUAAUAUUAAUGAUAUUCAUUAUAUUCAUAACUUUUAUAACACGGAUAAUUCAAACACGGAUGAUUUUAAAAUCUUUUACGAUCAUAUAAGUAAAAUUGAUGAUUAUGAUAAUGAGAUUGAUGAAAAUGUAUCAAAAUAUCACUUUGAAAAUUUUCCUAAUUCCUUUGCAAAUAUAUAUGAAGAAGAAUGUCCAUUAAUGAAAAAAAUUAAUAUAAAAUUAAUAAACAGAGGUUACUAUAUUAUAGCACUUAGUAUAUUAAAAUAUGCGUAUAAUUAUCGUUUGAAAAUGACUGAAAAAGAAAAUAAAAAAAAAAAAAAAAAACCUAUUUUAAAUAAUGAAUAUAUAAAUGUAAUAGUUUUAAUGAUUUACCUAAACAACAUUAUUGGAAACUUCUCUAAUUUUUCUACAUUAAUUGAUAAGUUAAAUAUAAAAAAUAUACAACUAAUAACAUAUAGUCCAAUUUUAUUUAUUCAUAUCUACUAUUAUUCUUAUUAUAAUUUAGUUGAUAAUUUAUUAAAGGUUAUUUUAAAUUAUUAUAAUGUUCAACAGAAUAACUUAAAAAAUUCCAUAUCAAAAUGUUUCCAAAAUAACUCUUUUUUUAAAAUUAAUGAAAUUGUUAACUCAUACUUCUUAAAUUCAUCAAAUAUUAUUUUUUAUUUUAUUAAAUUGUUAUAUAUUUUAAAAAAGCAAGUAGAGGCGUCAAAAGGUGAUUUUUAUUUCAAUUUAUUUAGUAGUUUGAAAAACAAUUAUAUUAUAAAUAAUGAAUAUUCAACCAAAUUCCCGCUGAAAAAUUUAAGUUCAAAAAAUAAUUCUCUUAAAAAUAAGAAUAAUAAAAUAAAUCAUAUGGAAAAAGUUGAUGAUUCCACUAAAUAUAUCAACUCUGUUGAUAAUACUAAAAUUGAUGAAAACAUUGGAAAAGAUGCAUAUAAUAAUACAAUAAUUAAAAAUGAAGCGAAUAUUAUAGAAAAUAAUAAAUUACAUUUAAGUUAUAAUAAUGACACAAAUAAUAAUAAAUCCAAAAAUACUAAUAAAAAUAACUUUAUAAAAUUAUUACAAACAUUAAAUGAAGAUAUAAUUCAUGAUGAAUAUCCUUUAAAUGAAUUUUAUUCUAAGUUGAUGUUAGAUAAAUAUCACUUUUUAACUAUAGAUAAUCAAACCAUAUUAACUAAACUUAACAUUCCAUCAUUUCACUUUUCUUAUUACAAAUCGUUUGAUACAUUUUUUUAUAAUAAUAUAUUAUAUGAGUCAUUAAGUAAUAUAACAGAUUACGAGUUUUUAAAGGAAACAAAGGUUAUAAACCCAAUUGAAGCAAAUAAUAUUAAUAUGCUUAAAGAUAUAAAAACAAUUUACCCAUUAAUAAUUCUAUCAAAUUUUUAUAAUUUGAAAGGUAGUAUACACAUAAUGAAUCAUGAAAAUUUAUUAAAUUCCAGAAAUUUUAACGACAUUUUACAUUGUAAAACAGUAGGGGAUUAUCUAAAUAAUGAAAAAAAUAACACUUCUAAUGAAAAAAUAAAAAUUUUAACAAAUUACAGUAUUAAUGAACAUGAAGUAAACUUUUUUACUAGCUAUAACACAUAUGUAAGUUUUGAUAAAGAUAAUUAUUUUUAUAAAAACAAGUUCAUUUUUAAUAAUCAUAUAAAUAAUUUAAAAUUUAAUGAAUUUUCUACCACCUCUCCAUUUAAUAUUUGCUUAACAGAUUUAUUUAAUUAUCCACUUCAAACCGUUUAUUUAAAUUCUAUCAUUUUAAAUACUGUUAUAUAUAUUUUUCACAAAUCAUUUAAUUUUUAUUCUUUUGACGAUUUAAAAAAAAAAAAAGUAAUUAAUAAAAUUAAAUGUUCUUUUUUAUAUUUAAUAUAUAUAAUUAAUUAUUAUGAAUUAUUAGAUCAUGAACAUGAUGUUUUUAGUGAUGUUGAAUAUUUAUGUAGUAAAAAAAAUGAAGAAAAUGUUUUUAAUAAAAUAGAUAAUACUGAAAAUAAAAAUGAAAUGUAUUUAUGUAAUGAAAAUGAAAGUGAAGAAAAAGAUAUAUGUAAUAAAGAGUUAAUUUUUAAAAAUGGCUCUAAUAAUUAUGAAAUAAUGCAAGCAGCAUAUCAUAAUGAUUUGUAUAGUAAAGGUGCUACUUUAUAUUAUAAAUGCUUAAUAUUAAUUUUAAAUAUGUAUAUAAAAAUAAUGAGUAAUAGUGAUAUAAAUGAUACUAUUAGUAAAAUAAAAUUUGUAUACGAUAGAAUACGCAUUCAUUUAUAUAAAGAUAUAAAUGUUUUUAAACAAAUUUUAAUUAAUGAUGAAACAUAUCAAAUCAUAAAUUUAUCAUGUGUAUUUAAGCAGUAUAAUUAUCUUAUACAUAAUAUCACCAUUUUUUCAUUAAUAAUUCAAUAUAUAUAUCAAGGAAAAAAGAAAAUUUCUAGUGAAAAUAAUAUAUUAAUCAAAGAUUUAAUUAAUAAAAUUUAUUCUUUAUUAUCUGAAUUAAAUAAAGAUUUAUAUUCUUUGUUAGAAAUUUUAAAUGAUUACAAUCCAUUAAAAUCUUCAAUUUUAGAAACAUUUGUAUUUGAAUUGAUAAAUGAAAUUUCUUCUUUUUAUAAACAACUGAUUUUGAAUUUUUACAAUAUAAUUAAUAAUAAAAUAAAUAUCAUAAAGACAUACUUAUAA